Molecule: messenger RNA, 916 nt
Organism: Podospora pseudopauciseta
Lineage: Eukaryota; Fungi; Ascomycota; Sordariomycetes; Sordariales; Podosporaceae
Exons: 3
Coding region: 386-916 (176 amino acids)
Source: RefSeq, a predicted model, not a curated record
GCAGGUUGCCUUGGAAGCAUAGGGACCCCGUUGCGGGCCUCAAACCCGCUCCUCUCAGAAUAAUGGUGCCUCCGGAUUGCGAACCACGGUGGGCCAGCACAGUGUUCCUCGGCCAGCUGAUUUGGGCUUAGUAUUUGAGUAACCGUAUUUGCCCCUGAAACAGAAUGUCAGUUGUCUUGGAGGGUCCAGUGGAACACGCGCUGGGUUUGCAUCUACCUUAUGUAAUGCUCAAGUUGCAGGGAGAAGUUCGACAUUGAGAAACUAGGGAGCACCGAGCGUCACCAUCGGCUGCUACUGUCACCAACUCAACCAACACAUCUGUCUUCAUCCCCACAUUACAACACUUUCACUUGACGCUAAACAUUCUGCAGGCUUGCAAAUUGGCAUGCUUGAGUUUCUUACCUUUUCACAGGUCCCUCAGCUUGUGUUUGGUGCCUUUUCCCGCGGCAACAUCGCAGACCAGGGUGCUGAAAGCGAAUCGGACCAGGCCUGCCCUGACACUAUUAGCACUUUGCAUCCAGAUUGCCACUGGUUCCCCAUGCCUUCUAGCAGGGUGUCCAAAGGAAAACAGCGAGCAUCGGAAUGGGCGCCUUACGACCACCCCUCUUCUCUAAUGGGUCAUGAAAUGUACGAGGAGCUUGUUCCGGGGCAGGGGGCCAUCGAUCCCAGGCUCCUACAAAAUGACUUCGAUCCGGCACCUCUUGAACCUUUGGACUAUCCAGCUGGGCCGACUGAGUACAUGGCUCCGGCUGAGGCCCAGCAGAAUACACCAGCUCUAGCUCCAUUCACAUACGUUACAGGGAGCCAUCAGAUUGACUACACCAACAACUACCGCGACGCUCAAAAUCAGUUUCCCACGUCCCAGGUCGACAGCUUUGUGCCAUCUUAUCCUUCGAGUUCCGGCCACGAGUCUUAG